AUCAGCUGAUUACAGAACGCAGCUGAUCACUGACGUUGGCAAUGCAGAAUUUUUUAUAGAUUCAUAACUUGUGACAAUAAUUUAAAUUUCCAAUCUAAAUGAUUUCAAUACUUUUAACCAGACUAGCUGGUCUUUUACAAUUACACUUUCCUGCAUAGUAAAAGUUUUCCUGUAGAAUGAAAUAAAUAUAUAUUACGCGUAAUAUUAUACGCUUUGAAGUACCGAAAAAAAAGCAAAGUGUAACAAAUGUAAUAUUUGCAUUUAUAAUUUUCUGAAUUAAUUUCUAAACUAUUUAAUUUAUAAUAAAUCAAAUCAGGUGUUGUGUGUGUGGAUAUAUAUAUAUAUAUCUAUAUAUAUCGUUGCGACACAGCCUUGUGCAAAAAAACAAGAAGAAUCUGCAACGAGCAAGUGUGGCUGUAUAGAAUUGUGAUCUUCAGUAUUCUCCACUGAAAUUCAAAACCGUUCAUCCAUGACACGUCUGCGAUUCAAUCUUGCGCCCAAAUUUCAAUCGAUGGUCCGGAAAAAGUUUCUCGUCAGAGCGAAUAUACUGAUGUUCCUGCUCGUGCCGGCAAUCGUCUUUCUGUGCGUGCACUAUUUACCGGCACGAAGAUGUCCGCCGGACGAACAGAUGCUGGACAGUAAGCCUAAAUACAGAUUGAUUGUCCUGAUUCUUAGCAGCCCGGAUAAUUUGGAGCGCCGUGACACCAUCAGGAAGACCUGGCUGGCUGAUCGCGGCCACAGUGCCAUGGUACGACAUUUCUUUGUCAUUGGCACCCAGGACAUUCUGCCGGAACAAAGGAAUACCUUACAAUCAGAGAAAGAGAAGUUUGACGAUCUUCUGCUGUUACCCAAGCUGCAGGACUCUUAUGGAACAUUAACUAAGAAGGUGCUUUACUCGUUCAAAGGCGUCUAUGAACGGUACAGCUUUGAUUAUCUGCUGAAGUGUGAUGACGAUUCCUACGUCUUGGUGCAUAAAUUUUUGAAAGAGCUUGACAGAUGGCAGAACAAAGGCACAAGAAGAGAGCUUUAUUGGGGCUUCUUCAAUGGACGCGCACAGGUGAAAAGAAGUGGCCCGUGGAAAGAGACAGAUUGGAUCCUGUGUGAUUAUUAUCUUCCUUACGCCGUAGGCGGCGGAUACGUUUUGUCCUACAAUCUUGUAAAGUUCAUCGCCAGCAAUGCAGAUAUUUUGAAAUUACACAAUUCGGAGGAUGUUUCCGUUGGUCUCUGGCUGGCACCGUUGGCGAACAUUGAAAGGAAGCAUGAUGUGCGCUUUGACACAGAAUACAGAUCACGCGGCUGCUCCAAUCAGUACAUGAUUACGCACAAGCAAACCAUUCAGAGUAUGAGAAGUAUGCACGAGUAUUACCAAGCCUCCGGUGCGUUGUGUUCCAAAGAAGUGAGAAAUCGCAUGAGUUAUCAGUACAACUGGACUGUGCCACCUAGUCAGUGCUGCAACAGACAAUCCGGCAUUCCCUAAUGCAACAGAAAAAAAGAUUUCUGCAACAUUCUAGUCCGAUUUUUUACUAUACUUGCUCAAUAUUCCGGUAUCAUUAUUUAUUUUGUAUAUUUAUAAUGAAAGCUAUAACGUCUUAAUUAUAUUUUGACAUAUACGUGUUAGGAUAGUUUUAUAUUUGUAUUAAACGCUUAAAAAAUUCUCAAGAAUGUAAUGUAAACAGUAUUAAGCAAAAUGAGAGUUACAAAAGAUAGCAUUUCCAAAUUUUUUUGUAAAGUUAAAGGGAUAAUCUGGAUUUUGUUGAUUGGGCAUUAUUGCGCAGUGGCGCAAUGUAGCAAUUGGUUCAACGCGCUUGUAAAUACGUUUUGUAAAUACAUUUUGAACGAUGGCUAAAUAGGUACGAAUAAGUUUCAAUAAAUCAAAUGCACUCUUUUCAAUCAUAA
This is a messenger RNA of Linepithema humile (Argentine ant), 1896 nucleotides long. It is a transcript of the gene beta3GalTII, whose product is annotated as beta-1,3-galactosyltransferase 6. Gene Ontology annotation, molecular function: UDP-galactosyltransferase activity. The record is from RefSeq and is a predicted model, not a curated record. Gene Ontology annotation, cellular component: Golgi membrane. NCBI's taxonomy places the organism in Eukaryota, Metazoa, Arthropoda, Insecta, Hymenoptera, Formicidae. Gene Ontology annotation, biological process: glycosaminoglycan biosynthetic process.